Molecule: messenger RNA, 542 nt
Organism: Saprolegnia parasitica CBS 223.65
Lineage: Eukaryota; Oomycota; Saprolegniomycetes; Saprolegniales; Saprolegniaceae
Exons: 1
Coding region: 36-542 (168 amino acids)
Source: RefSeq, a predicted model, not a curated record
CCUUCCGUCAUCAUCCGCAGCAUUUCGCAGUGGCAAUGCAGCCUAGCAACACCACCACCAACGACGACACGUCGAUCGAGAGCCUCUCGGACUUUCUCGCGACGACGGUCGACUUUGGCCUCGCGACGUCGACCGCAUCAACGUCACGGAAGCGCCGCGCGUCACCCAAGGAGGAGCUGACCUACUUGCGCGCCAAACACGAGGACCUCGUUGCGCAGUACAGUGCGCUCCAGAGCGCGCAGCCGUGGGAAGAGACAUCGUGGAAGGCCAAGGCCCUGGCGCAAGCCCAGGAUGCCCAGAAGGCGCGGCACGAAAACGAGUCACUCAAAGCCACGCUCCACGAGUCGCUCAAGCUCCUCCACGCGCUCCAGCACGUGCUGCACAAGCGCCCCAAGCUCGCGCACUUUCAUAUCCGAGCGACCGAGGACGAGAACGACCUGUGGCGACGUGCAAUCCUGCGCACAACGCAGCGGCACUUGGACCUCGAGCGACUCAUGGCGCUGCAGUACGAUAAGCUCGAGACCGAGUGGAUUCUUGUUUAA